Molecule: messenger RNA, 2681 nt
Organism: Dunckerocampus dactyliophorus (ringed pipefish)
Lineage: Eukaryota; Metazoa; Chordata; Actinopteri; Syngnathiformes; Syngnathidae
Gene: c8a
Product: complement component 8, alpha polypeptide
Exons: 11
Coding region: 53-1876 (607 amino acids)
Biological process (GO): immune response
Cellular component (GO): membrane attack complex
Molecular function (GO): protein binding
Source: RefSeq, a predicted model, not a curated record
GUCCCCUGGGAUGACAACAGCUGUUUUGUGAUGUUCCAUUUUAGUCUUCAAAAUGAUCUCAUUGUUGUCUAGAAUGGGAAGUGUAAUUCAUUUACUCCUAUGGUUGUGCAUGGUGCAUGUUUUGAUACAUUCUAGUUGUAAUGUGAAUGCGCUCAGGAGGCUGCGUACGCCAGCACAAAACAGGACAAGCGUGACUGCUGUUAGGAGGGUUAGAGCUGUAAACAGACCAAUACCAAUCAACUGCAAACUGGCGAGCUGGACUGCAUGGACACUGUGUAACUCUUGCACUGAACAAAAGUUCCGUUUCCGAAAAAUGGAGAAACCAUCACAAUUUGGUGGGACACGGUGCUUUGAGACCCUGUGGGAGACGCUGGCAUGUCCAACAGCAACUGCGCAGUGUUUGGUGCCAGAUUACUGCGGCGAGAGCUUCACCUGCAAAGAAACUGGGCGCUGUAUCAGCCAAUCCCUUCGCUGUAACGGCGAGGCAGACUGUGAUGAUUUCUCUGAUGAAGAUGGUUGCGAAGACUUCAGCCAGAGGAAUGACAAGUGCUCCACACUCCUCACCAUCCCCGGUGCUGAGCGAGGCACUCAGGGCUAUAAUGCCUUGACUGGUGAAUUUGUGGAUCAUGUUUUGGACCCAAAGUACUUUGGAGGAAAAUGUGAAUAUGUCUACAAUGGUGACUGGAGAAAGUUCACCUAUGACUCCUUCUGUGAAAACUUGCACUACAAUGAAGAUGAGAAAAACUACCGGAAACCUUACAACUACCACACGUACCAAUUUGUGGCAGAGGCGACAUCAGAAGGCUCUGAGGAAUAUUACAGCGACGCCGUGAGCCUGUUAACCGCAAGGAAGACGACGAGGUCCUCCAAUGCGGGCGUCUCGCUCGGCAUCUAUUAUGUGGAAGUGGGGGUGAGAGGAAGUAAGGAGUCUGAGUUUUUACGGAACAUAUCACAGCAUAAAAGCCAGGACCUGGGCUUCAUCAGGCUUUUGUCAGCAGUGGAAACAGCUCACUUCAAGGUGAGAAGUGAUAAGCUGAUGCUGCAUGAGGAUUUCUACCUGUCACUGAUGGAUCUCCCGGAGCGCUAUGACUUUGGCAUGUACUCCCGGUUCUUCAACACGUUCGGCACGCACUAUGUCACUGAGGGAGCCAUGGGAGGAACCCUGGAAUACGUGGUAGUGGUCAACAAAACAUCCAUGGCUGAAUCAAAACUUGAGGGGAAGCAGGCCGGUUCAUGCUUGGGGGCCUCCAUUGGUUUGAGCUAUCCAGCCGACGGCUUUGGAACGGCAGACCUCACAGUCGGGGGGGAUAUAUGUAAAAAAAGAGGAAGCGUAAAUCAAGCCAGAGACUCGGGUUCAGCUGUGAUUGAAGACAUUAUCACUCUGGUGAAGGGGGGGUACACAGACACUGGCAGCGGCUUGUUGGCCAUCAGGGACCCUGACACUUAUCGCAAGUGGGGGGCGAGUCUUAAAUACAACCCGACGGUCAUUGAAUAUGAGAUCAUGCCCAUCCAUGAGCUUGUGCGCCUGAGCACUGCCUCUGAUCACGUUGGAGCCAGACUGGCCAACCUUCAGAGGGGCUUGGAUGAGUACGAGCAGCAGUUCAGCUCCUGCCGCUGCGCCCCCUGCAAGCAUAACGGCGUCCCUGUGCUCGCUGGGACGUCCUGCACCUGCAUCUGUAAGCCGGGCUACCAGGGAGAAGCCUGCGAGGACACUUUGCGAACGGAAACCAGGACAGAUGGGUCGUGGUCCUGCUGGGGAGCUUGGUCUCCCUGUACAUCCGGAGGGAAGCGACGUACCAGGGCCUGUGAUAAUCCUCCACCUGAUGGAGGCGGGGCUACAUGCCUUGGCUCCUCCUCUCAGACGCAGUCCUGUUGAAGUGACAUGCUAAUUUACUGUUCCUGCUUUCGAAUAAAAUGAAGUCAUUACGGUAUUUCAAAUGCAGUAUAACUAACUAACUAUGUAUUUGGCUGUGUAUCCUGCUGCCUCCGCUCGAAUAGACGCCGCAAUAAAUAAACGGCGAAUUGAAUAGAAAAGAUAACAGGUGGUGCUUCUAGGUUUACUGCCACUAAUUGAAGUACGUACCUGUUGCCUGAGAAUCUACAAACAGAUAAUAUUGGCAUAAAAAUGAGUUAUCGGUUCAUAUCGGUGCCUCGGGAACUGUUCCCAAGCGUCACCUUCGGAUUGUAAAUGUGCAUUUUGCAAUGACUGUAAAGCACUGCGAGCGGGGAGUAAGGCGGGUAAGUCUUCCUUUAAUAUCCUUAUUAUUCCUUUUAAUAUCACACCUCAGGAAGGAUCACACGCAACUGACGCAGGCAGUCGGUGGGGGCAGUGCUAAAUGAGCCCAUUUUGUGAUUGCACUGCUUGCAUUAGUCCAGAAUUUCAUACUUUGCACUUCACUUUGUUCUUACAGGGAUGUUUGUGCCACAUCGAAAUGUGCAACUUUCCAAAUUGUGUAUUUGCCCACCUUAUUUAAUUGGAUUCUUAUUUUUAAUUUAUUAAGACUAACAUGUUUUACUUGUCAAAGUAAGAGCUCAUGUUAUGUUAGUUGACUAUUGACAACUUGGUUUAAAUAAAUAUGGCAUUUUAUGUAUAAUUUACACAGAACAUCAUACCAACAGUAAAAUACGGUGGUGGUAGUGUGAUGGUCUGGGGCUCUUUUGCUGCUUCAGGACCUGGAAGA